This is a messenger RNA of Gryllus bimaculatus (two-spotted cricket), 1209 nucleotides long. The record is from the annotation of a GenBank genome assembly. NCBI's taxonomy places the organism in Eukaryota, Metazoa, Arthropoda, Insecta, Orthoptera, Gryllidae.
AUGAGAAUCCGUAAUACUGGCGACACAAUUAUUUUGGGCUUCUUGUAUGCAUUAGAAAAGAAACAUGAGGAACAUCUGGCUUAUAUUGCAGCGUAUACACAAGCUGGCCAUCGCCUGAGAAUCAGUGAUACGGAUACAGAACGACAUAAUUCCAUAUCAUUUAAAUUUAUUUAUUUCAAGGAUGCUCUUCUACCCAAUACAGUUGUUCAAAUUCACGUACAGACAAUAUUUACGCAUCGGCUAAUACCAUUGCAGAACUAUAUUACACAAUCUGGCUCACAAAUGGUUCGUUUUAAGGACAGCCACUACUUUCUGUCUCCUUAUCCAACAUUAAUACAAAAGACUAUUGUAAUCUUUGGAUCACAGAAUAUUAGAGCUGUAACAAAUGUUGAGCCAGUGACCAGACUUGGAAACACAUACAAAUAUGGGCCAUAUAACAAAAUCGAUGCUUUAAAAACUAGUGCAAUGGUUCUUCAUGUGGAAAACAAAAAGCCAUUCCUUACAAUUUUAAAAUUACUCAGAGUAAUUUUUGUUUCCCAUUGGGGUAACAUUCAUGUUAAAGAUUCAAUUGAAUUGGAUAACAGAGGUGCCAUUUAUGUAUCUCGGGAUCACGGAGAGAAAUAUUUGAGAAAACAAUAUUCUGUUAGGACAAUAAUACCAAGAUCUGCGAAGAACAUUGAGUGUCAUGAUGUAAUUGGAAAAAUGACCACAAAAGUUAAAUACCACAAAAAUUUUACUGAAUUGAUUUUGCAACCAAGGCUCCCAUUAACUGGGGGAACAAUUACUAAUUACAAUGUGAGUUAUUACCUUUCAACUGAUGACUUCUUAUACUACAGUGAAAAUGAUUACGUCUUGAAAAUGCGAUUAACUGAUCGUAUUUUACAGAACAUGUGCAUUGAUCAAGCAGAAAUAAAAAUUAUAUUGCCAGAAGGAGCGUCAGAAGUAAUAUUUUAUGUUCCGUUUCAAACAUUUCGUUUACCAAAUGGUAUUCAUAAAUUGUUUCUGGACAUUUUUGGUCAUCCUACCAUCUCAUUGGUGAAAACAAAUGUGAUAGAUCAACAUGUAAUUGACUUUGAACUCUUGUAUAGCCUUGAAACUAUCUUCUUCAUUUAUAAACCUGCAAUCAUUGUGUUGCCAAUUUUUAUUCUUUUUGUGCUUUUUAUUUUGUGUUGUAGGAAUAGUGAUGAUGAAAGAGAAAAAAAUGAUUAA